Molecule: messenger RNA, 1471 nt
Organism: Exserohilum turcica Et28A
Lineage: Eukaryota; Fungi; Ascomycota; Dothideomycetes; Pleosporales; Pleosporaceae
Exons: 2
Coding region: 344-1273 (309 amino acids)
Biological process (GO): iron-sulfur cluster assembly
Cellular component (GO): cytoplasm
Molecular function (GO): iron-sulfur cluster binding
Source: RefSeq, a predicted model, not a curated record
AAGCGGAAGGUUUACCAGAAAGGCCCAAGGUGAUGCGCCCACCAGCCCACUUCUGAGUCACGUGGGCGCCCUCGGAUCACGUGUUCAUCACCUCGCUCGCGGCCGCAAUCGUAUGACCAAUCGCCGCGGAAUUGUUGCUUGCAUCAGCAACUGCGCUUUCGCCGCUUCCGAAACCGCAGGCCAAUGACUACUAUCUCUGUCUAGAAAAGUUUCCCGGGCGCGCCUCUGAGCCUCUACUUCGCCUUUCUCCCGCAAACUUCUCUGCUUCAUACUCGCCCCGAAGCAACGGAUUGAUUUUGCGUGAUUCCGCUACCCCUCCAUCGACAAACGACUGUACCCCGCCAUGCCGCGAUGCUUACUGAUCGGUACGCCGUCCAUCGCGGCGCACCCAGAGCAGCUAGACAAAGUCUACGAAAUCCAUGAUCGCACCUCGACAGACUUGCAGAUGAUCGACCGUAUCGCUGCUGGCCUGGUCAAUCUUCCCGUCUCCACCUACGACAUCGUUCUCCUCCUCGCCGACGCCGACGGCACAACGCGCGAAAGCCACAAACUACUGGCACGCGAUGUCAUGAACAAAGUAGUCAGCGCAUUGAAGGCUGGGGGAGUGCUCAAGAGCCAGGCUGGUCCACUGCAGGGCACUGAGAAAACAGAGGCCAUUCUUGCAGGGCUCGCGGAAACGGCAGAGGGCAUGACAAAGCCAAAGGACGAAGAAGCCGUGUCAAUACCGCUCAAGUUUGGCAAGAAGAAAGGCGCGAAUGGAACAAACGGCACUGUCAAUCCAGACGGCUCAGUUCCGCUCAGCCUCAACGGCAAACGCAACGAGCCGCAGCCUGCCAAGCCCAACGGCGUGGGCUUUGUAGACUUUAGCGAUGACCUCGACGAUCCUGUCAUCACCGGCGAGGAUGACCUAAUCGACGAAGACGAAUUCAUCACCGAAGCAGACCUGGCGCGGCCAGUCAUUCAACCGCCCGAGUGCCAGCCCAAACCUGGAAAGCGACGUCGCGCUUGCAAGGACUGCACUUGCGGCAUGAAGGAGAAGCUUGAAGCCGAAGACGCCGCACGCCGCUCAGCCGCCGACAAGGCGCUCAACUCGCUCAAACUAGACGCCGACGACCUUGCCGAAGUGGACUUUACGGUACAAGGAAAGGUUGGCAGUUGCGGAAACUGUGCGCUAGGUGACGCGUUCCGGUGUGACGGAUGUCCGUACAUUGGCUUACCGGCCUUCAAGCCAGGCGAGGAGGUGCGGUUGUUGAACAACGACAUUCAAUUAUAAAUUAUCGCUUGGGCGGAGUUGCAUUGAUAACGGCGUAUUGGCGUGGAUUGGGCGGCGAUCUGGACAAUAUGAGGGACUGCCUGAUAGUUAUUCACCGCGCCUGAGUGUGCCAAAAAUGAUUAGAAAUCAAUGAAUGAAUAUGGCCGUGAACGCUUACGAGCAGAAUGAAAUAGAGCCAUAUUCCCUUCUUUUGAAGAC